GGCUCUGCCGACUCGAACUAUUCACAUCCCUCGUCCGAUCUCUCACUGGACGAGGACAGAGAGACCGUGCGGCGAGAGACAGAGCGGCAGGCACUGGCGCAGCUGGAGAAGGCACGGACGAAGCCGGUGGCGUUCGCCGUGAGGACCAACAUCGCUUACGAUGGCAGCCUGGACGACGACUCUCCCGUGCACGGCUCGGCUAUCUCGUUCGACAUCAAGGACUUCCUACACAUCAAGGAGAAGUACGACAACAACUGGUGGAUCGGCCGGCUAGUCAAGGAAGGCGCCGAGGUGGGCUUCAUCCCUUCGCCGGCCAAGCUGGAGACGCUGCGACUGCAGCAGGCGGGCAGCACCCGCAGCCAGGCGCGGCCUCCGCCGGCCGGCGCCGGCAACGACAUGCUCUCCACCAGCUUAGAUGCUGAUCAGAACGGUACGGAGGCCAAUGCGGGGGAAGACUCAGACUCAGUGGGUAAAGGGAAGCCUUCGUUGACCACUCCUCUCGCCAGAGAAAAACGGAAGCCGUUCUUCAAGAAACAGGAGAACCUGGCCCCAUACGAUGUUGUGCCUUCAAUGCGGCCCCUUGUGUUAGUGGGGCCCAGUCUUAAGGGUUACGAGGUCACUGACAUGAUGCAGAAGGCUGUCUUUGACUUCCUCAAAAACAAAUUUGAAGGGAGAAUAAUCAUCACUCGCGUCACUGCUGACAUCUCGAUGGCGAAACGGAAUCUGCUGAACAACCCGUCAAAGCGAGCAAUCCUGGAGCGAACCAGCCCCCGUUCCGCCUGUGUCAGCGAGGUGUCGGCAGAGAUCGAGCGAAUCUUCGAGUACGCUCGAACGCUGCAGCUGGUGGUCCUGGACUGUGAUACUAUUAACCACCCGUCUCAGCUGGCCAAGACGUCUCUAGCACCGAUACUGUGUCACAUAAAAAUCUCCUCACCAAAGGUGCUCCAGCGGCUGAUAAAGUCGCGCGGCAAAUCACAAUCGAAGAACCUGACGGUGCAGAUGGCGGCUGCUGAGAAGCUGGACCAGUGCCCGCCGGAAAUGUUCGACAUCGUGCUGGAUGAGAACCAGCUGGAGGACGCGUGCGGCCACCUGGGCGAGUUCAUGGACUCGUACUGGCGCGCCACGCAUCCUCCGGUCAAGUCUCCGCCGGCCAGCAUCCAGCGGCCGGUCCCGUCCCCGCACGCCUCGCCGCGGAUGGAGCAUUCUGGCCUGGCGCGGCCAGGCGUCACGCCACCCGUUCACCAUGAAUCUCAGUACGAGAGCUUCGAGGGAGAGGAUCGGGACGUCUACCGGGGCCACCAGGCGCCGCACGAGCGGCGCGAGGAGGACGAGUACGAGGGGGAGGUGACGUACCGGUCCGACCGGAGAGCCCGGCCGGCCCAGCACGGCCACGCCCACCGCCCGGAGCCGUACAGCCCGUCACCACCGCCACAGACCGCCUCGCGACACGCGCUCAACGUGUAGUGGUGUGGCGCCACCGGCCUGUCCCGAGAGGCGAGCGUCGGCGCGGAGACGUACAGUGCGCGGCCGCCAGAGGCGCUCGUGGUCUCCAGCUCGUGGCGCGCCGGCCCCGAACUGAUCGUGAGGUAAAUGCCAUGCAUGCCGGGUCGCUCGCCCUUCUACCAGCGAUUUGGACGCUUUAUCCACUGACGGGUUCUAUUCUUGACCAAAUAUCUUGUUAUUGAAUUAUGCACAAAUGGUCUGUCCCGUGUACAUAGAAGCCAGACGUCAGAUCGGUUCGUUCGUGUUCAACCGCUUUUGCAUCUGCCGUACUUUUUCAAAUUGAUUAGGCUGUCCUCGACCGUCUUGCAUUGUUCUUGUGCAUCGUGUGAUAUUUCUGGGGCUGCUUUAUGUGUCACAGAGUCAGGCGUAUAUUUGGUCGAACGGUGGAAUUGUUAUACAAUCCAUGAGG
This is a messenger RNA of Pollicipes pollicipes, 1912 nucleotides long. Its product is annotated as voltage-dependent L-type calcium channel subunit beta-4. NCBI's taxonomy places the organism in Eukaryota, Metazoa, Arthropoda, Thecostraca, Pollicipedomorpha, Pollicipedidae. Gene Ontology annotation, molecular function: voltage-gated calcium channel activity; protein binding. The record is from RefSeq and is a predicted model, not a curated record. Gene Ontology annotation, biological process: calcium ion transmembrane transport. Gene Ontology annotation, cellular component: voltage-gated calcium channel complex.